CAGGGCCGCUGGAGUUCGCGGGAAACCGGUUGUAGUCGCGAUACAUUAAGCCUAUUUGGACUCUGGUCGGACUCUGUCUUUGAUACAAAACCAACGUCUCAUUAAUCGAACCAUUUUAAACUCUUACGGGUGAAAACGCAGCAGUGACACAGCUGAAAACCGCCGUAUUUUCUGUGCUGUCCUGGCUGCAACGCUAACAUCCGACGCUAGUUAGCUUGCUAGGUUGUCACGCUGGCUAACGGGAACGCUGUGGUUCAUGCGACAGGACAGAGAAAAUACUGCUGGCAAUAAAGAGACAAAGGGCUGACGCAGUCAGGCACGAAACAUACUGUUGAAAUGAGCAGGUUCAAUCUAGACCGUUUUCGUUUUGACAAGAAGGCAGCGACGACAGCGAACAAAGACCAGCUCGGCUCCAAAAGUCCCGAGUCUGAGAAGGAGAACAAGCCAGCUCAGAUGAAACCUGUCAAAGCCCCACCAAAGUCCCAUGCCCGAGGAGUGGUUUUUGAAGAAGUCCUCACAAUUGACUUGGAGGAGGAUGAGCUCUCUGAAACACAGACCAAAAUAUCACUAACCAGGAAGUGCAAGAAUUCCACAGGGAAAUCAUCCAAAAAUGUGGAAACGCAUCAUACAGAUGACGAGGACAACGACUUGGAGGACAAAGUGAGCAGGCUACAGGAGAUGUUUCCUCAGUUAACGAGGACGGAGCUGCUGGGGGUCAUUGGGACCACGAGCACUUUGGACGGAGCUGUAGCUGCAUGCCUUUUAAAAUUCGGUGAUAAAGAAGGUCCAGACCAAGGCAGGAAGAGAAAGCAGGAUGGAUCCAGCAGUUCUCAGGACAGUGGUGAGAUUCAACCCAGCAAGAAGAGGAGGUCGUCAGUGGUUUCUGCUGAAGAAGAUGAUGAAGGCAAAGAGCCAAGCUGGGAGAAGCAGGAAGCCAUGGUUAGAAGACUUCAGAAAAAGUUUCCAGACCAGGACAAGGAGGAGCUGCGGAUGGUGCUGCAGGAACAUGACUGGAAUGUUGAGGAUGCUCUGCAGGUUCUACAGAUGUUCUCAGACCCAGAUAAUACCAGCUUCAGCUCACCAGAGACGGAAGAAAAGAAAUCCAGUAAAUCGAAGAGCAAAGACAAGUCAAGCAGGGACCACAGAAAGUUGGACCGCCACAGAGAUCACAGAGACAACAAAAAAAGGAAAGACCGUAAGGACCACAGAAAUAUUAGUGAAACAGAGGAGAGUAUAGAUGACUCAGACGCUACAAAGGACAGUGAAGACGAUUCAGACUCGGACAACAGAGAAGGUUCCAAAAAGAAAAGUAGCACUUCCACUCUGUCUACAUGGCUUAAAAAAAGUUCAGAUUCAGCGUCCUCGUCCUCCUCUGUCAAGAAAGCCACUACCUUUUCCUCCCUGAAGCCGUCCUCCUCCUCUUCCUCCUCCUCCUCCUCUACUGCCCAGAUGCUGUCCAGAUUUGCCAGUGGGACCAGUAUAGCUAAAAAACAGGCAGCAGAGAGCAAAAGGAAGGCGCGGGCCUCAGAUGAACAUGUCAGCUCUGAGGGGGAAAAUGACGGCGAAGAGGACACCGUUAGCAGUGAGUUUGAGGACUCUGAUGAUGAGCUGGACUCUAAAGGUGGCAUGACAGAACUGAAGAAGGAGAUCAUCACGUUCUUCCAAAAUGCAACAAUUGAUGAGCUGUCGCUGAUUGCCGGAUGCUCGGUUAAAAAGGCCCAGAAGAUUGUGGAACUGAGACCCUUUGAUAGCUGGCAAAGCCUGAUUGAUGUCUUCCACAAGGACAAUGGACUUUCUGAGGACUUACUGCUGGGCUGCAGAGUUGUCCUCAAAGAGCGGAAGGUUGUCCUGGGGCUCAUGUCCAAAUGUGAGACCAUUUCUUCAAAAAUGGUCAAACAGGUCACUGAGGUGAUGGAGAAGGGCACAGGGAGCAUGAAACAGCCCCACGUACUCAACAGCAACUUCCAGCUGAAGCCCUAUCAGCUGAUUGGUCUCAAGUGGCUGCUGCUUCUGCAUGAGCACAAACUGAGUGGUAUCCUCGCUGAUGAAAUGGGUUUGGGGAAAACUAUCCAGGCUAUUGCAUUUCUGUCCCAGCUAUACCAGAAUGGAAUAGAAGGUCCUCAUCUCAUCACUGUGCCGUCCUCCACACUGGACAACUGGGUCAGAGAGCUGAAGCUGUGGUGUCCAAGCCUCAAAGUUCUAGUCUAUUAUGGAUCCAUGGAGGACCGCCGCUACCUCAGACAUGACAUCCUCAGCGGGGAAGUUGAGUUCAACGUCAUUGUGACCACGUAUAACUUGGCCAUAGGAAACGAUUACGACCGCAGCCUUUUCCGCAAGCUGAGUCUGAAGUAUGCUGUGUUUGAUGAAGGUCACAUGCUGAAGAACAUGAACUCUCUGCGUUACCGUCACCUCAUGGCUAUUAACGCAGAGCAUCGCUUGCUGCUGACAGGAACUCCUUUACAGAACAACCUCUUAGAGCUGAUGUCUCUCCUGAAUUUCAUCAUGCCCUCUUUGUUCUCUAGCUCCACCACACAGCUCUCCAAAAUGUUUUCUAUGAAAUCCCACGAGGAGCAGAGCCGCUUUGAGAGGGAUCGUAUUUCUCAGGCCAAACUCAUCAUGAAACCUUUUAUCCUCCGAAGAGUCAAAAACGAGGUCCUCAAGCAGCUGCCAGGCAAGGAAGAAAAGGUUGAGUCCUGCUCAAUGAGUGAGAAACAGCAGGUUCUUUACCAGACCCUCUUUAAAAAACUCAAGACCUCCACCAACGGCGAGACGCGCCAGUUGUGUAACGUGAUGAUGCAGUUGAGGAAGAUGGCCAAUCACCCUCUGCUCCAUAGGCAGUACUAUACCACAGAAAAGCUCAAAGCCAUGAGCAAACUCAUGCUCAAGGAGCCAACUCACUUUGACGCAGAUCCUGCUCUGAUCCAGGAGGACAUGGAAGUGAUGUCAGACUUUGAGCUGCAUCGUCUGUGCCAGCAGUACUCCUCCAUCAGCUCCUACCAGCUUGAAACUGAUCUACUUCUUGACUCUGGGAAAUUCCAUCACCUCACAGAGCUGCUGUCCUCGCUGAAAAACAAAGGAGACCGAGUGGUGUUAUUCAGUCAGUUCACCAUGAUGCUGGACAUUGUGGAAGUGCUGCUAAAACAUCUUAAGCAUCGUUACGUCAGACUGGAUGGAUCUACACCCAUAGCUGACAGGAUUGUGCUGAUUGAUGAGUUCAACACAGAUCCUGAUAUAUUUGUGUUCCUGUUGUCAACGCGUGCUGGUGGCCUGGGCAUCAACCUAACCUCAGCUAAUGUUGUCAUCCUACACGACAUAGACUGCAAUCCAUACAAUGACAAACAGGCCGAGGACAGAUGUCACCGUGUUGGCCAGACAAGGACCGUACAGGUGAUUAAGCUGAUCAGUAAGGACAGCAUAGAGGACUGCAUACUGCAGCUGGGCCAGAAGAAACUAAAACUGGAGCAGGACAUGACCGCUGCUGAACGGGGUAUUGAGGGGACCAUACCUGAAGAUAUGGCAUCUUUGCUCAAAGCCUCACUGGGACUGUGAUACACGAACAUGUGAAAGCUGAGACUGCACAAAUAUGUUUUUGAUGGCAUUCCUGUGAUUCUGGGCAGACUUGAGUGUUCCGACUGAACACAUACUUUAGUGUCUAUACUAGAAAACUACUGAGAACCAUAUGCUGCCAUGAGAAAAAGUACUGAGGAUGAGAUCUGUUUUACUGUGUAGCAUGGUAGCUGUGCCUAAAACACUAUUUUUACAUGUUCACAGUUUUUGCUCCUACUUUGAUUAUAGAGGCAAGACAAAGAUUUUGCCUUUCUAAAUCUUAUGCACUCCAUAUGUUAUGCGGUGGUCUCAAGCUGCAGAAGCUUGAAAGAAGGUGGCGUUUAGAAGUUCAGUCAAAACUGUCAGGAAUGCAGCAUGUGUACGAGUACACCUUCAAACGUGGUUGACUGAAGGAAAGUAUCGCCAUUUAAGCUCAGAGAACCCACACAGUCUUAUAUCAUUCACAUUCAGGUGAAGUUACUGUUUGCUGGUCAGGAAAAAGAAGCUCACUGGCAAUCUUUGAUGGAUGAAAUAUUCAAAAUGCUAGUCAGGAAAUAGUGCUUACUUUUCUAAAGAGGCGAUGCAUGCAGAAUGGAAAAUGUCUUUUUUUUUAUCUAUCCUUCAUAACAGGAAGUGUUGGGUCUUGCCAGCUAUUUUUGAAAAAAGUAAUUUACAUCAAAACUUUUUUUGCAUUUGAACAGCAGGUAGGACAACUGCACUGAAAAUGUUGCCAUUCACAUUGAUUUCCUCCGCUACCAUUUCUUAUCAAACUUUUUUGACAGUUGAGGUUGCAUCAAAGCGUCGGCCAAGUAUCUGGAAAAUUGUACUCUGUCACUGUAAGUGUAAUGUGUUGAGUUUCACCCUGAUGUCAUAUUUUAAGGCAGUUUUUCAACAAAGGCAGACCGAUUGACCUUUUUUGACUGAAGAUACAUGGUUGUGUGAGUGUAGUUGGUGUGUUUAAUACGCAAAUACUCCAGAUUUUCUAGUGCAUAAAACUAGAAAAACUAAAACAAAAAUAUGAAAUAGAAUGUCUUUAAUAAAUAUGGUGCUUGAAUUGUUUCUUACUUCUCCUUUAAACAUCUUAGCCAAGCGACACAACGAGGAUGAUGAUUUGAGGAAGUAGCUGCUGCAUUCAUGUACUGUGUAAGUGGCUAAAGUGUUGUGAGUGUCCAAGUGUUACUGUAAAAACUUUAAUGAAGUUAUUUGUAUGUUUUUAAGGCUCCUGUUUGAACUGAAU
Messenger RNA from Chelmon rostratus (copperband butterflyfish), 4783 nucleotides. It is a transcript of the gene smarcad1a, whose product is annotated as SWI/SNF-related, matrix-associated actin-dependent regulator of chromatin, subfamily a, containing DEAD/H box 1 a. The transcript is spliced from 23 exons. NCBI's taxonomy places the organism in Eukaryota, Metazoa, Chordata, Actinopteri, Chaetodontiformes, Chaetodontidae. The record is from RefSeq and is a predicted model, not a curated record. Gene Ontology annotation, cellular component: nucleus. Gene Ontology annotation, molecular function: ATP binding; ATP-dependent chromatin remodeler activity; ubiquitin binding. The coding region runs from base 337 to 3549 and encodes 1070 amino acids.